UUAUGAAUUGAUUUUAUUUUUUUUGUUUGAAUUGAAGGUGUGUAAAGGGUCACAUGUAAUGCCUGCAAUCUUCAGAUCCUAAAAACCGGAUGCAUAGGAAAUCCUUAUCCCGAAAAUUCCCUUAUAUUAAAUUGGUAAAACAAAAAAAAUAAGGUCGAAUUUAGAACCUCCUCCUUUUUUAAAUCGGCGUAAAAGGGUAAAUAUGCGGAAUAGUUGUAACGUUUUCGCGGAUUAGACGAUGGACGAAAUAGGUAAUUUACGUUUUUUCUAAUAAUCCUAAGGGGAAUUGGGUGGUCUUCAAAUCUAGAAACAUUUAUGAAUGGCGGCCUACUAUUAUUGCCUUAAAGAAUAUUGAACGACCUGCCUAAGGGUUGGACGAACCAAAAAACCAUUAGUUACUUACUUGUAUUUGAAAGACUCGAGUCUCUUUAAGCACUACUUCCUACUACCUUUACCCACCUCGAACCCUGAGGCUUAAAUGCACGCACUCACUAUAGACCACAUUCCUUUGUAACUUUACUAAGUGAUCCCCACAUAUGCGUUUGAAAGAUUAAACAAAUUUUAAUGCGGAUUAUAACAUUUAGCGCUAGCAACGUAGGAUGGUUAAAUCAACAUCAAACAUAAUAAAGCAUAUCAAUGCUUUGUAAGCUGUCAACUAUCAAACUGUUUUAUUAUAAAUUGUCCAUUCUAAAUUAAAAGAUUAGGAUUAUUUGCGAUAAAAUAGGAACCUAUGAAAUAGGCAACUUUCGGAAUCUCAUAGAUGUUAAUCAUUCAUCCAAGUCCUAAUAUAAAUGAAAUUUUGCAUUUGUAGAUCGAGUUAUUUGAAACACUGAAAACCGUAUCAAAAUGCAUGGAGGCUUAAGCAAUAUUUCCGGAAAAUGCUGAUGCAAAAGUAUAUUCUAUAUUUCUUGACAUAAAAAACAGUUUUCCUUACUUAUAAGUAGUUAGGCAGGAAGUCAUUCUGAAGAACAUUCUUGGGGAUUUUACCUUUUAAGUCUGAAACAAUACAGAACAGGUAGGAGUGGUGGUCACCCGUGUCACCUCAAGUUGAAAUUUCCAACAAUAGACAAAAUCGUCAUCAGUUAUGUUUGAGAAUUUUAAUAAGAAGGGGGAAAACCCGCAAGAAGCGACGGGGAGAUACAUGUCCUGCUAGCAGUGAAUGCAAAUACUUACUGGUAUUUUUGUACUCUUUGGUAAGCAGGUACUUAAGGGAAAGGUUGUGGGGUAAAGUAGAUAUUACGUGAAGACUUUUGUUAGCUUCUUAAAUGAAAAAUUCGUCGAUCAUUUAUAAUAAUUUAGUAAACCAAUGUCGUUUAGGAAUAAGGCGCGUAGCACAACUGCCACGUUGGCAAGCUGAUCUCAUUGUUUAGUCUGCACAGUGCUGACCAAAACUAUUUGGACGAAUCUUACAACGGCCUAUUAUUCGCGUGGGUUGGAGUCAUAUACUCUAUUACAUAGAGACAUACAAUGUGCGACUGAUCUUUGUUUGUAGUCCAAGUUCAAAGUUAUCUCCCUUUAGUCAAAUCUGCUGUUUUUACACAACUUCUACCUACAUGUCAUUUCAAAAUUGUGUUCCAGCAUGUUUGUACCCCAGUUGAAAUAAUAACGCUAAUAUUCUACUAUGGAUACCUAAAUAUUAGCUGAGAUAGUAUACUUAAUAGGUAUUUGGCAUAAAUUAUACUUAUUUUCAUUGAAUCGGCGCCAAAUACUUUUAUCUCUUUUAUCAGCGACGGUGACUACGCCUAUAUCAUAAUAUUAAUUAGUUAAUCAGAGUAUGACUUCAUAAAAAAAUAAGAUAAGUAAAAUAUUUUUAUCACAAUUAUCACGCUUUUAAAAAUAUCUUUAUUAAAUGUAUGCGAUUGAUGUUGGGAAAACCACGGCUCAUUAGUGUUUGUUAGUUAUUAUCAUUUUUAGCGUUGUUAUCGGAACAUACUUAUCAGGCUGCUGUUAUAUCCGGAUGUCAAAAAUGUUUUGCUUAAAACGGAAUGUUUUUCGGCAGAUGUUUUUGUUUACGUUUAGUUAAUAGUAGGUAGGUAUUGCAAUUUGAUACUGUUCAUUGGAAAUGUACAUACUAAGUUUACUUUAAUCACCAAUCCUAAUAGAAUUGGUAACAAUUAAUAAAAAUAGUAAACAAAUCCCUAAAUAAAUUGUUAUUCUUAAAAUGGAAGCCAAAUCCAAGCCUCUAAAUGUAGCCGAACUUCUGACUUUUAAUAAUGAAGAGUUAUUUGAAUUUUGAUUUUGUGUAUAAAAGGUGUGUAAAAGGGGUGAGUAGGUAUAAAAAUAUAUAAAAAAGAAUAGGAUCACUCCAUCUCUUUUCCAUUGAUGUCUUAAAAGGUGACUUAGGGAUAGGGUUUAAAAACUUAGGAUUCUUCAUUUAGGCGAUUGACUAUCAUCAAGUCACUAUUUAAAUCUCAAUUCAAUCAUAAAGCCAAACAGCUGAACAUAGCCUUUUAAUUUUUGAAGACUGUUGGCUCUAUCUACCCCGCAAGGGAUAUAGACGUGAAUAUGUAUGCAUGAUGUAUGAAAGGUGGACUUUUUUUAGAUGAACAUUUAAUGCGAAGAAGGGUCAAUAGCACAAAAUACCUAUUGAUCAUCCCUUAGUCCAAAUUAAAUUGAAAUCAACCUAAUCAAAUGCAUCCUUAUACCACCUCAGUAUAUACCAAAAGGAUACGUAGCCGCAUGCACACUAGGCACGAACGAUUUACAAUAAAUAAUCAUUUGAAGACUUACUUAAUUUGGUUCCAGUCACGAUGUCUCGAAACUAAUCCGUGUAGCGUGUCCAGUUCGUGAUGGCGACCGGAUCUGCGGGCGGCGGCGCGGGCGCCGGAAGCAAGACUUCCGCUCCCUCGGGACGUCACGCAUCGCGGGCCCAGUGUCUUACUGCUUUCACGAUACUAUUGCAAUACUUUUCUUUAUACAUCUCCAAUAAGCACACAAUUCACCUGAAGUGCGUCUAUUAACAUGAUUCCGACCCCUAUUGGCCGCGCUUUGUUCGCUAAAUUUCUUAAAUUGUGAAACAAUAUGUCAACAAAUACGCAGCAUAUAUUAAAGUAUCGAUUGCAAAAAGAAAGAAUAAAGUCUCGUAAGAUGUCAUCCUAACUGACAUAAACUGCUUGAAUGAUGCCAUGGCGUAAGAUGUUGUCAUCUGAUCAAUAAAAUGUUCAUUCCAAUCGUAUGCAGUUUUGAGCACAAUAUUUUUAUAAAACCAACUUAAAUUAAGCACCUUACUGCUUAUUAAGUAUUUGAUUUUCCAUAAAUCUUCAAAUGAAUCAAGAAUGGAAUCUGAACCCGAAAAUAUCUUACCACCUUUGCUAGUAAAUAAUCCACGGGAAAGAAUCGAAGCUCAACAGAUUUCGCUGACUAAAAUACUGCCCAAGUCCCCGAGAAAGCGAAAAUCAAUUCACAAAAUAAUUGAGGCGGUGCCAGAACCUAAACCGCGGUUUCCUUUGGAAUUGUCUUGUUUUCCUCAUCAGAUGUGUUUCAAACUGGAUCAAGAAACUGUUACGCAGAAAUUGAGAUUGUGGAACAUAUGCAAGCAUACAAUCUACGUCCUCAAUUGCGGGAUGUGGGACGAUACAGCCAGGCUUGGCGCCAGCUGGUUCUGCUCCCCUCACACCAGGAUCCUCGUUCCUCCAGGCUUCAUAGCCAAGAUCACGAUCACAGCUACGCCCAGAGGCUGCGCUCCGAUACCCUGUGCCACCUCGGCGGUACAAGUUGCCCUAGCAAACAAAAGAGACCUAGUCGUGGGAUAUAUCGUCGUACCAGUCUGUGUUAAAUUCUUAAGCUACAGACCUCCAAGUUUUGGUGAAGGUGGAUAAUAAAGUUCUUAUGAAAAUAAAUUAA
Messenger RNA from Amyelois transitella, 3843 nucleotides. RefSeq lists its product as uncharacterized. The transcript is spliced from 3 exons. NCBI's taxonomy places the organism in Eukaryota, Metazoa, Arthropoda, Insecta, Lepidoptera, Pyralidae. Bases 3276 to 3818 code for a protein of 180 amino acids. The record is from RefSeq and is a predicted model, not a curated record.